AUGGGACCUAAACAAUAUAUCCUAGUCAGUGGGGGCCCGGUCAGCAGAGGCCUUGUGAAUGGGGACACGGUCCUUGGGGAUGUAGUCAGAAAACACCUAGUGAAUGGGGGUGUUGUCAGCAGGGGCCUGCUCAGUGAGGAUCUGGUCUGUGGGAGGCCUGGUCAGCUGUGGCCUGGUCAGAGGAGACUGAUCAUGGGUCCUCGAGUUAAGGACUUAGUCACUUGGCACCUCAUCGGUGGGGACCUGGUCAGUGGGCGCCUGGUCAGCGGGAGCUGGAGAGACCUGGUUAGUAGGGGCCUGGUCUUUGAGGCCCUGGAGAGUGGGGCCUAUUCAGUAAAGGCCUGGGUCACUGGGGUCCUGGUUAGUGAGGCCUAUUCAGUAAAGGUCUGGGUCAUUGGGGUCCUAGGUCUGUUCAGUAAGGACCUGGUCAGUUGGAACCUCGUCAGCUGGGGCCUGGUCAGUGGAGGACUGCUGAGUGGGGGCCUUUGGGGCCUGGUCAGUAAAGGUCUGGUCAUCGAGAACCUGGUCAGUCAGAACCUUGUUAAGGACCUGGCCACACAAAACCAUCCUUGUACCACCACGAAUAGUUGGCCAUGGCUCUUUGAUAGCAGUUUUUAUUCUGCCGUAGAAAUUAUCCUUGAACCGGAAAAAAAAAUCCCCAAUUCAAUACUCCAUCUUUGUGAAGAGCUGGUUCCGAAUUCUGGGUCGCUUUUUGGAAAAAAUAUCUGUUGCGGUAAACAGUGCUGCAUCUGUGACCUCAAGUCUCUACUGGAAUUGGAUAGAGAUAGUGAAUUUCAGCCAGAGGGCCCAAAGAACUCAUGUCCCACGCUCCUGAACGCCAUCAGCCCCCGCACCUCCAUCUUCCCUCCUCCCACGAGUCGCCUGCUCCCCGUGACUCUGGCCUCCUUGCAGUGUUGCUGGGCCACGUCAGGAAGUGCUGGAGGACAUGGCAUUGCACCAACACCAGGCAGCCGGCCGUGUGGCUCAUCCCGCAGAUCAGGCUCUUCCUGUGCAUGGAGAUGGAGACCCGGAGGCAGCCCGUGGCCCAGUUCUCGGGCAGGUGGAGCAUGGAGACGACUGGGAACUUCACUAGACACACAUCCAACCAGUCCAAGGGCUUGUCGCACCGUGUACCAGCUUGCAGAAGAAGCCCAACACCUCGCCAAGCACGAAGGCCUCCCUUCCCGACUUGAUGAAGGCAGAGUAGCGGUUGAGGUUGCGGCUCACAGUGACCGAGUUCCUGCCCACGUGGGGACCCAGGGAGCCGUCGAGCUCCAGGUAUGCACCUCUGCCCAGUGCACCUGGCUCGGUCACCAUCAUGGAGCUGCCAUCCCACUUGUCGUCCCAGUCAUCAUCACUGCCCUAGCUGGCCUAGUUGCCACCAAGGAGCUGCUGAGGCCACGGCUUCAGGGCAUCCCUACCGCCUGGAAAUCCUGUGCCGGCUGCUGGAAGGCACUCUGUGGUGGCACCAGCUGCGGCUGCAGUAGCAGCUGGAAAGCACUGAGAGACGGCUUCAAGGAGGCGGGCAGUGCACCAGGCAGGGCCUUGAAGCCUCUGGGUGGUACAAUGGCCAUGGCACAGUGGGUCAAGGCACAGGGGCAGCCAUGGCACACUGGGCCAGUCCACGGUUGCAGACCACUUGCACUGCACAUAUAAGGCCAGGGUUGCUGAGGCCAUGAGCCCUUGCGAGUCAGCCCUUGAUGUCCUGCUCACUACACAGGCUCAGCACUUCAUGUUCUCAUAGAUCACUCUCAAAUUCUCCGCCAUCAAGUGGUACAGCAACUGAAUCCACAGUGCCAUGGGUCCCCUGCGUGGUCAUCCUGGCCACUGUGGAUGCACAUGACACCUCUAGUUCCCCUCCCCUCCCAGGGCUCAGGUUGAGGCCAGGCCCUCCUGGUCCUGGGAAGUGUGCCCUGAGGGUGGGGCUCUGUCCUGCAGGUUGAGUCAGAGGCCGCAAGGCACGCUACUGAUGGCUAGGGCUGCAGGGGUGCCACACUCACCCCUCUCUGGGGAAGUCUUAGAGUGAACUGCGUUCUUAUUCAAGAUGACUUCCCAAGGCCCAAAAGCCAUCUAGGGCUGUGGAGCAGCUAGCCGGGUGCUGCCCUAACUCCUUCCACACCGGCUGGUCACUGCCCUCCAAGAGGAGUCGGAUGCAGGUGCCAUUGUGUAGAGAAAUGUCUCUGGACCUGCCUCUUGGUUAUCAUGGGGCAGAGUAGUUUCUGGUGUCUGGGCUCUGAUG
This is a messenger RNA of Pongo pygmaeus (Bornean orangutan), 2239 nucleotides long. RefSeq lists its product as uncharacterized. The record is from RefSeq and is a predicted model, not a curated record. NCBI's taxonomy places the organism in Eukaryota, Metazoa, Chordata, Mammalia, Primates, Hominidae.